ACCCUUGUAGAUGUUGAUGUUGGUAAACCAAACAGAAAAUAAGCACAAAUUUCGUUCAAGUAUCAUUGAGAAAUGGAACAACCUAAUAACCAACAAACGGCUAUGAGAUUGCUGGAAGAAGGUGCUUUCCUAAUAUUCCUAGAUGUACCGGAAGGCACCGAAUUUGGUAUUGACAUGAAAUCAUGGAAUACUGGAGAUAAAUUUCGUGGAGUAAAAAUGGUGCCACCAGGAAUACACUUUAUAUUUUUUAGUGCUGUUUCUAAUGCAGGGGACAUAUCUCCUAGGACUGGAUUCUUCAAAUAUUUCAGAAAAUCUGAAGUUGUUGUUAGAAAAUGGGACAUAAAAAAUGAAUGCAUUAGCAAGGAGGUUGUUUCUGAAGAAGAUAUCAUUGGCUUGAAGGAUAAUUUAAGAGAGCUUGAUAGUUUUUUGGGUCCAUAUCCCUUUGACAUACAUAGCAAAUGGCUGUGCUUGACUACUUAUAUCACAGAGAGUAUGAUAGAACAACUGAUUCCACUAUCUGGUUAUAUCCAGUCAGCAUUAGAAUUGGAAUCCUGUACUGAUGCAGAUAGGCCUAGAGGAAAGCCUACAUCUAAUUCAGAAAUAUCUGUGAAUUCUGAUCCAAGACGUUUGAGGUUAACAGAUGAACUGGAGGAUAAACUUUUGCCCAAAUUGAAACCCAAAAUAGGAACAGAUUUAAGAUACACACCUUUUCCCCAUAAAAAUUAUCCUGAAGGAGCCACACCUUCUCAAAUAACCCAACAUUCCUUAGAUUCUUCCUAUGUGCUAAAUCUGAUGAUUAGCUCAUACUCCAACAAUUCAGACAUAUUAGGUGAGAUGCAAAUUUGUUAUAUUUGCUUUUUGGUUGGCCAUAGUUUGGAAGCUUUUGAACAAUGGAAAAAAUUAUUCAGUCUGUUCUGUUCAUGUGAAACUGCUAUCACAAAAUACCGUAAACUGUAUGAUGCAUUCAUUUCUCUGAUAGAAAUGCAAAUCAAAGAGAUUCCAGAAGAUUUUUUAGCAGAUAUAGUAUCAAAUUACAAUUUUGUUUAUAUGAAAUUAGGGCAGUUAUUUAGAGCCAUCCAAGAGUCUGAUGUGGAUGGUGAAUUGAAAAUGAAGACAGCUAGACUCAAAAAGAGUUUAAUGGAACAGUUUAUGUGGGACUUUGAAUAUUUGGAUGCAGAAGAUGAAGCACCUGUCAUUGUUGAAAUAUAAACUAGGGCAUAAAAAUUAUCUGACCAGUAAUGUUGUUGGGGAUGAAUUUAUGAAUGUUCCCUGUGCACAUAAAGAAUGAUGAUCAGGACAAAUCAAGAAAACAAUCAGGAUUGACCACUAUAAUUCAUCCCAGAAUUCAUCUUAUAGUGAGAUUUUCUUUGACACAGGUUGUUUGAAAAAUAUAUGGGAGGUAUUUUAUGUUUCAACAAUGAUGAGUAACAAUAAAGGUUAUACUCACUUCUUAGUUCAUUAUUGAAACUCAAAAUAAGUUUGUUGUGCAUUUCAGCAUUGAUUUCAGAUAGAAAGAGUAGGUUAUUAGUAGGUAGGUACCUACCUACCUAUCAUAUAAUAUCCACAGUCUCAUUUUUAUAUAAUAAAAUAGUACUAGCUUUAGUAUCUUAAUCUUAAUAAUCAACAUAUUCCUGUAAUCCACAUAUUUAUUAAAUAAUAAUUUGGUGG
This is a messenger RNA of Phaedon cochleariae (mustard beetle), 1668 nucleotides long. The record is from the annotation of a GenBank genome assembly. NCBI's taxonomy places the organism in Eukaryota, Metazoa, Arthropoda, Insecta, Coleoptera, Chrysomelidae.